UGAUUAAACUUUUGCUUUAGCUAGCAAGUGUUCUUGAGGAAAGAUGCAGCCCAUCUUCAAUGCGAUCAUUCAGAACGACAUUCCAGCUUUUCUGGGGUUGGUGGAAGAGAAAGAAUCGUGGCUGGAGGAGAGAAACGUGGACCAAGACAACAGCACGGUGUUGCACAUGGCUGCGAAGCAUGGGCAUGGAGAACUUGUCUCCAAGAUUAUUGAGCUCAAACCUUCCCUCAUCUUUUCCCGCAACGCACACGGAAACACACCGUUGCAUCUCGCUGCUCUCCUCGGAGACGUGAACACAGUUAGGACGUUGUUAGAGUUUGGAUCGGAAACGUGUUCCGCACGGAACAACAACUGCCAAACACCCCUCCAUUUAGUUUGCCGCAGCAUUUCCACGGAGUCUGCCAGAUUAUUUGCGGAAAAGACACAUUCUGUCAGCCUCGAUGAACUCAAAUUUUCCAUAUCAAGUGGAUCAACAUUUGUUACAAGGAUAGUGCUGGAGAGAUUCCCAUACCUAGCUAGGGAAUUAGCGUGGGUGGUGGAAGACUCGCUAACGACGCUAUUGCAUCACGCGUGUGAUAGAGGAAACCUUGAACUGAUAAGUAUAUUACUAGGGCUCGAUCAAGGAUUAGAAAAAGCUCGUAACACCAAUGGUUUAUCGCCUUUGCAUCUGGCGGUCCUGAGAGGCCCGGUUGUUGUCCUAGAAGAGUUCCUGGAAAAGGCUCCAUUGUCCUUCAGCUCUCUCACGCGAUCGAAGGAGACUGUCUUUCAUCUCGCUGCACGAAACAAAAACGUAGAUGCCUUCAUUUUCAUGGCAGAGAGACUGAGCAUUAACAACCAAAAACUUAUGCGGGAAGUAGAUGUUAAUGGUAAUACGGUCUUACAUAUCGCGGUUUCCAUGUCUUGUGGUGCUCGGCUGCUACGAUACAUUGUUGGUAAGAAGAUAAUAGAUAUCAACUAUAAGAACAAUAUGGGUUUUACAGCUUUCGACCUUCUCACUCAAGAAGGCGAAGACUUUGAGUUAUUAUCAACAUCAACCUUGCUGAGGUUGGAUACCAAGCUGGAUUCUGAUCAGACCAUUGAAAAACAAGAUGAGCACUCUAAUCCAUACAAUAAACGAUCUCAAGAAGGCGUUGAAUCUUUAGAUAUCCCUGGAAGCUCAAAAGAGAACGAGGUAAUACGGUUGCUUAGGUUAAUCGAAACGAACACAUCUAAUAUAGCACAUAUAAAACGAAACAAGAAAGGGGCAGUUGAAAGAGGUCGUAGAAGCUUGGAACGUGAGAUGCAUAUAGAAGCAUUACAAAAUGCAAGAAAUACGAUUGCUAUAGUGGCAGUUCUGAUUGCUUCAGUUUCUUAUGCGGGUGGGAUUAACCCUCCAGGCGGCGUCUACGAUGAUGGGCCAUGGAGAGGAAAAUCGAUGGCAGGCAACACGGCAGCGUUUAAAGUCUUUGCAAUAUGCAACAACAUCGCGCUGUUCACUUCAUUGUGCAUCGUUAUUCUUCUCGUUAGCAUUAUACCUUACAAGAGGAAACCCUUGAAGAGAUUACUGGUGGCCACGCACAGGAUGAUGUGGGUUUCUGUAGGGUUCAUGGCAACUGCUUAUGUUGCAGCGUCUUGGGUGACCAUACCACAUUUUCAUCAAACAAAAUGGUUAUUUCCCGCCAUUGUUUCCGUUGCUGGUGGAUCUUUGGUGGUACUCUUUUCCUAUCUUGGAGUUGAGACCAUUGGUCAUUGGUUUAAAAAGAUGAACCGUGUAAGAGAUAUACCUCCCAUUGCAAGUACCAGCCCAGAUCAUCCCAAUGUGCCUUCCUUUGCAAGGACCAACUCUGAUUUAGCCGCCUCGGAAAAGUCGGGCUAUUUCACCUAUUGAAUCUUUGGGAACUUCCCACCACCUAUGAUCAAGACCGGUCAGAGAAGGACUGACAGAGAACGGAAGCGCUGCUUAAGUAAUUUGAUGUAGCAUACAUCUCCUAUUACAAGCUGGCUUUGCUUUAUGUUUUCAUUUUCACUUAAUUUCCUUUUCUUAAUUGGCUUUUUACUUAUUUGUCUUACUUCUUUUAGGAUUAUAAGUCUCGUACUAGAUUUUGAUUCGCGCUUCAAAAGUACGGGU
This is a messenger RNA of Brassica oleracea var. oleracea, 2107 nucleotides long. RefSeq names its product ankyrin repeat-containing protein At5g02620-like. NCBI's taxonomy places the organism in Eukaryota, Viridiplantae, Streptophyta, Magnoliopsida, Brassicales, Brassicaceae. The transcript is spliced from 3 exons. Gene Ontology annotation, cellular component: plasma membrane. The record is from RefSeq and is a predicted model, not a curated record. Bases 44 to 1867 code for a protein of 607 amino acids. Gene Ontology annotation, molecular function: protein phosphatase regulator activity; protein phosphatase 1 binding.